AUGUCCGCGUGCGCGGCGUGCAGGUCGACGAGGACGGCGUACGCGUGUCCGAGAUGCGGCGCCCGCGUGUGCGCGCUGAAGUGCUACGAUGGACACAACGAAGGGAGGUGCGCGAGGGCGUUUCGGGACCGCGAGGCGGAGGACGCGUUGCGCGGCGAGCGCGCGAGCGACGACGCCAAGGAGGCGAUGCGCGAGGUCUUGGUGCGACGGGCGCGAGGGAUGAUCGGGAGUGAGGGCUCGGCGAGCGAUGACGAGGGAGGGGAGAGCGAGGGUGGGGAGAGUGAGGACGAGAGCGGCGGCGGCGGCGCGCGGUGCGCGCUCAGCGAGGCGAGUCUGGAACGGCUUAGCAUCGGCACUGAGCUCGAUGUGGACGGAUUAAGCGAAGAAGAACGUGCGAGUUUCGAGCGUGCGCUCGCGAGCGGGGCUCUGUUCGAGCGUUGGAUCCCGUGGUGGGAGUCGGCGGCGGCGGGAAGCGAGCGCGCGAGCGCUCGCGGAUGUCGAGCGGUUGAGGUCGCGGACGCCCCAGCGGAGACCUCAGGUAAGGCGUCGGAGAGUGAUAUUCCUCCGCUCGCGAGCCCGAGCGAGCUUUUGGACCCGUUCGAGGUCUUGAGUGGAGGACGAGAAGCCCCGGAGGCGCUUCGAUGGCACUGCGUCAACGCGCUCGCCGCGUACACGCUCGUCAAGCGCGUGUACAACGGCGAUUGGCGCGGGGCCGAGCUCGAGGCGUGCGAGACCGCGCUCGAACUCUCCGCCGUUCUGAGCGCCGAACACGGCGCCGUACCGGAGGCACAGUGCGCCGCCGACGCCGUGCUCGACGUCGUCCGCCGAGCCGCCGCGUCGCUCCGCGCCGCCUCCACGCGAGAGCUCCACGCCUCUCUCCUUCGCGACGUCCUCGCCGUGUUCACCCUCGGUCCAUCGGCGUGCGUUCGCGCCUUCCUGGAUCUCACGCGAGCCCUGGACGCGGCCGACGCGACCUCGCGCGCGCGCCGCCGCGGCGCGUCCCGCCGCGCCCGCGUCCGGGCCAAGGCGCGAUACCUCGCCGCCUACCUCGCCGCCACCCCCGACGUCGCGCGUCGCGUCGCCCGCGCCCUGGACGACGCCCGACCGUUUCUCGACGACGCGUCGUCGCCGGACGAUCGCGCGCGCCCGCUCGCCUUUUGA
Messenger RNA from Ostreococcus tauri, 1161 nucleotides. RefSeq names its product Zinc finger, HIT-type. Lineage: Eukaryota; Viridiplantae; Chlorophyta; Mamiellophyceae; Mamiellales; Bathycoccaceae. The record is from RefSeq and is a predicted model, not a curated record. The transcript has a single exon. The coding region runs from base 1 to 1161 and encodes 386 amino acids.